Messenger RNA from Tachysurus vachellii, 701 nucleotides. RefSeq names its product chemokine (C motif) ligand 32a, duplicate 1 (gene xcl32a.1). Gene Ontology annotation, cellular component: extracellular region. Gene Ontology annotation, molecular function: chemokine activity; CCR chemokine receptor binding. The transcript is spliced from 3 exons. Bases 140 to 469 code for a protein of 109 amino acids. Lineage: Eukaryota; Metazoa; Chordata; Actinopteri; Siluriformes; Bagridae. The record is from RefSeq and is a predicted model, not a curated record. Gene Ontology annotation, biological process: positive regulation of GTPase activity; G protein-coupled receptor signaling pathway; immune response.
UUAAGCAAAAGAUGAUAUCGAUCAAAAUUGUGAAGGUGGUGCUGUAGAUGCUGUAGAUCUUCUUAUUUGUUCCUGUGAAUAUAAACUGGUAGCUUGUCACGAGACGUUCAUACAAGUGAAGAAACCCUCAGCUGGCAAGAUGAAGAUGGUAUCAGCUACCUUGCUUCUGCUACUUUUGCUAACUGAGCCACCAAAACAAGGUUCUGAAGCAUUUCCAGUGUCUUGCUGUUUAAAACUUUGUGGCAUCAAAGUACGGAAAGAGUUGCUCAAAGGCUACAGCCUACAAGACAAACCCUUAUGUCCAGUGAAGGCUGUGAGAUUUGUCACAAACAAUGACCUCACAAUCUGCUUGGACCCGUCUACACUUUGGGCCAUUAAAACCAUGGCCUUUUUGAACAACAAAGACACCGUACAAGGGAAUAGCACAACCCCCGAUAAUAAUGAUAACAAAACAUCAUCUUAUAUUUAAUCAAAGUCUUACUUGUACUGAAUAUCACUGUGUUCAAAUAUUUGAUUAUCAAAAUUUAAUAGCGUUAAGUAGCAUUAAGUAGCGACUUUGUAUUUUUCAUCUUUUCAAACUUCAUGAUCUAUAAAAUAUUAUUCAAAUUCUUUGUGAAGGAUAUAUACUAUGUAAACUUUUGAUCUUUUCCAAACUUCGUAAUUUAUCAACUGACAAUAAAGUUUGUUUUUCUAUUUCUGAA